AUGGAAGAAAUCAAGAGCUUUGAUGUAGGGGCAUAUGAUUAUCUCAUUAAAAGGGACCCCAACUGUUGGUCAAGGGCUUUUUUUAAGGUUGGAAUGGGAUGUGAUGCAAUGGAAAAUGGUGUGUUUGAGAGCUUCAAUGUUGCUAUUGAAGAAGCUAGAAAGAAGCCAUUCAUCACUAUGUUGGAGGACAUAAGGGUAUUUGUGAUGGAGAGAUUGUACAUGCAGAAAGGGAAAGGAUUGGGCUGGGAUUUGGCAAUUUGUCCAACUAUCAAAAGUAAACUUGGUAAAAUAAAGAAGUUGAGAAGAUUAUGGGCAUCAUAUGUUAGUGGAUACAAGCAGUUUGAAGUUGUGCAAUGUAAUGAAAGGUAUGGUGUUGACUUGGGGAAGAGAGAAUGUGGAUGCAGAGGUUGGCAAUUGACAGGAAUUCCUUGUGUACAUGCCAUAUGUGCCAUAUCUUCCUUGAAUCUUGAUCCAGAGGAAUUUGUUGCAGAUUGGUUUACUAAAUCUGCAUUUCUUAGGGCCUACGAGUACACCAUAAAUCCCCUGAAUGAUAGUACCUUGUGGCCCCAAAUGCCUGAUUUUCACCAGAUACUACCUCCAGGAGGAGGUCCAAGUAAAGCAAGAAAGAAGAGUAAUGCAAGAAACUGUCCUUCACAAGCAGGUCCAAGCACUCCAUCUCCAAGUGCUCCAACACAUGUCAAUCAAGAUCCUUUGACUCAAGACCAUGUCCCUGUGAAUGAAGAUCCUGUAAAUCAGGAGAAUGUGAAUGAAGUUCCCAUCAAUCAAGAUCCUAUGAAUCAGGAGAAUGUGAAUAAGGAGAAUGUGCAUGAAGAUCCUGUGAAUGAAGUACCUAUUAACCAAGAUCCUGUGAUUCCAUUACCUGUUAACCAAGUGCCUGUGAAUCUUGGUGUUAGAGUGCCUAGGAGACAUGGUGUUAGAGCAAGGAAGCCUUCAGAGAGAAUCAACAAGAUACAAAUCAGGAAGCAUGUUUUCCGAAAGGAUGGCAAAGGAGUGACUGAGGACAACCACGUUACUUUAGAUUUAGAUUGA
Lactuca saligna is the source of this 1050-nucleotide messenger RNA. The record is from the annotation of a GenBank genome assembly. NCBI's taxonomy places the organism in Eukaryota, Viridiplantae, Streptophyta, Magnoliopsida, Asterales, Asteraceae.